AUGAAAAUAUUUGUGGCUAUUUGCGCGCUGGUGGCAGUGGCAUCUGCCGGAGAGAACCGCGACAACCGCGAGAAGCGUGGCUUGCUCGGAUACAGCGGCGUUGGCAUCAGCAGCUACGGUGGGAUAGGACUAAGCUCAAUUAACAGCGGAAUCGGCUACUCAGCGCCUUUAGUAGCCUCCGCUCCAUUAUUGUCCGCUCCCGUGGUAUCAGCACCCAGCGUGGUUGCUGUCAACAGGCUCGUCAACGUCCCAAGAGUCAUCAACGUACCCCAGGUCGUGCAACUCCGUAAGGUUGUCAAUGUACCCCAAGUAAUCACAGUCAAGAAUGUGGUGGCUGGACCUAGCUUGGCUGCGCCUGCGAUUGCUCCCUACGGCAUCGGUUCCGUCGGUACCCUUGGUGGUAACGGAUUGUGGUAA
Messenger RNA from Achroia grisella, 417 nucleotides. RefSeq lists its product as uncharacterized. The record is from RefSeq and is a predicted model, not a curated record. The transcript has 3 exons. Bases 1 to 417 code for a protein of 138 amino acids. Lineage: Eukaryota; Metazoa; Arthropoda; Insecta; Lepidoptera; Pyralidae.